GUUAUAGGACAGCCGUUAAAGGCGAGCCCGGUCGCCUCUUCCUCACUGUGUUCAUACAGAUUGUCAGUCCGCUCAGGCGUCGUGUUGGCUUUGGUUUGAAACGGAUUUUCUCUUGAACCAGCCGUUGCAUCUAAAUCGAAAUGGCUGAUCAGCUUACAGAAGAGCAGAUUGCUGAGUUCAAGGAGGCAUUUUCGCUCUUUGACAAGGAUGGCGAUGGCACCAUCACCACUAAAGAGCUGGGAACAGUCAUGCGCUCUCUGGGCCAGAACCCCACAGAGGCAGAGCUGCAGGACAUGAUCAACGAAGUGGAUGCUGAUGGAAAUGGAACGAUAGACUUCCCAGAGUUCCUCACUAUGAUGGCUAGGAAGAUGAAGGACACAGACAGCGAGGAGGAGAUCAGAGAAGCAUUCCGCGUCUUUGAUAAGGAUGGCAAUGGCUACAUCAGUGCUGCUGAGCUGCGCCAUGUGAUGACAAACCUUGGAGAGAAGCUGACUGAUGAAGAAGUGGACGAGAUGAUCAGAGAAGCAGACAUUGACGGAGAUGGACAAGUCAACUAUGAAGAGUUCGUACAAAUGAUGACGGCGAAGUGAAGGCCUUGUACAGAUUUCGUAUAUAAAUAAUUUGCCUUUUUUUCUUUGUGUAAUUUAUCUGUAAAAUCUUAAUAGCCCCCUUUCGUCCCUGCCCCCUCUGCUGUCCAAAGGAACUGCAUGUAAACUGCAUAGGCUCUUGUCCCAUGUCCCUUUCUUUUGCUGUCAUGGUGUUUUGGAGUGACUGAAUGGUCAUACAACCAGAUGCCUGUGGAGGCCCCUGGGAGCCGAAGAACUUCGAAUCUUCCCGUCUUGUGUGCUCGGGGCCCCUCCACGCAUGGCGACAUUGGAAACCUGUCAGCUAAUUGUCUCUUGGCAACACUGUUGGCAUGGAAACAAUGUAGAGGAGUUUAAACUCUGCAUGGACUACGGACAAAGUAUAUAUGGAAAUCUCUCAGCAUUGCACUACUGCAAAAAAAAUGACACGGGUGUAUCUCCUAGGUACUCGUACAAACUCUUUUUGUAUCUGCUGUUCUAUAUACCAGAAAACAACUAAUCUUACAUGCUUUUUAAUGUUUUACUCACUACUUUUACUUUUUUUUUUUUUUUUUUUUUUUUUAUGGCCUCUGGUCAUGCCUCAAAUAAUCCAUUCCAAGUUGUACAUUUUUGUUUUCCAAUAAAAAUUGCAAUCUA
Gasterosteus aculeatus aculeatus (three-spined stickleback) is the source of this 1220-nucleotide messenger RNA. RefSeq names its product calmodulin 2a (phosphorylase kinase, delta) (gene calm2a). Gene Ontology annotation, cellular component: myosin II complex. Lineage: Eukaryota; Metazoa; Chordata; Actinopteri; Perciformes; Gasterosteidae. Gene Ontology annotation, molecular function: calcium ion binding. The record is from RefSeq and is a predicted model, not a curated record.